This is a messenger RNA of Brachypodium distachyon (stiff brome), 1991 nucleotides long. RefSeq names its product aspartic proteinase-like protein 2. The record is from RefSeq and is a predicted model, not a curated record. The transcript has 8 exons. The coding region runs from base 69 to 1151 and encodes 360 amino acids. Lineage: Eukaryota; Viridiplantae; Streptophyta; Magnoliopsida; Poales; Poaceae. Gene Ontology annotation, molecular function: aspartic-type endopeptidase activity. Gene Ontology annotation, biological process: proteolysis.
UAGCACUAGCACGAUGAAACAGAGGCUGAGCUCCUUUUUCCUCUAACAUGUUGCACAGGAAUCGAUGAAUGAUUCCUCUCAUUCAGAACUCGGAAGAGAAACCCAGCUCCAAUGCUUCCCUCCGAUCACAUCCACUUUCCCCUCCUCCUCCCACUGCCUAUUUGCUGCCGCGAUUGAAGAUGCAGAAGAUGACCAAGCUAGCGGCAAUUGUGGCCGCCGCCGCUUUGCUUCUCGCUGUUCUCGGUGGUGCGGCCGCGGCGCCGGCGCCGGCCAUGACGCUGGAGCGCAGGCCGUCGCUGAAAGGGCUGGGCGUGGAGGAGCUCAGCGAGCUCGACAGAAAGAGGUUUGCCGCGAAGAAGCAACAGGGCGUGACGGGGUUUGUCCUGGAAGCCAUGCCCGGGCUGUAUUGUAUUACUGUGAAAUUGGGAAACCCAUCGAGGCACUAUUAUCUCGCAUUUCACACUGGGAGCGACGUGAUGUGGGUUCCCUGCAGCUCUUGUACUGAUUGCCCAACGCCAGAUGACAUCGGUGUGAGUCCAUCACUCUCCAAUCCUUAUUCCAUCUAUUUCUCAUUGGACUUGUACGACCCCAAAAAUUCAUCAACAUCGUCCGAAAUAUCAUGCUCUGAUGAUAGGUGUGCAGACGCCCUCAAAACAGGGCAUGCGAUCUGUCACACCUCACACUCCUCAGGCGACCAGUGUGGUUACAAUCAGAUUUAUGCUGAUGGAGUAUUGGCCACAACAGGGUACUAUGUGUCCGAUGAUAUCCAUUUCGACAUUUUCAUGGGAAAUGAGAGCUUCGCAAGUUCUUCUGCCUCGGUCAUUUUCGGCUGUAGUAAGUCGCGGUCAGGACACCUGCAGGCAGACGGGGUUAUUGGUUUUGGAAAGGACGCACCAUCACUUAUCUCACAACUGAACUCUCAAGGUGUGUCACAUGCGUUCUCUCGUUGCCUGGAUGAUUCGGAUGACGGUGGUGGCGUUCUUAUUCUCGAUGAAGUUGGGGAGCCUGGACUUGAAUUUACUUCACUUGUUGCCUCACGAUACAUGACGCUGUCCCGUAUUCCAUACACACUUUUAUCCACAUGGGAUCCCGAUGUUUUAUUUUUGCCAACAGGUUUUCUUUGCCUGACAGGAAGGAAAAUUAAUGGUUAAUGUCUUUUAAACUGUUAAGUUACUUGAAAAAGAUAUUAUUUAUUUACUUCUCAACUAGGUCGUUCUCGUCAUUUCCAACGGUGACUAUAUUUUGAGGGUGGUGCCGCAAUGAAAGUGGGGCCAGAGAACUAUCUUUUGCGCCGAGGUUCUUAUGAUAAUGAUAGCUAUAUGUGCAUUGCAUUUCAAAGAAGCGAGGGGGAUUACAAGCAAACCACUAUACUCGGAGAUCUUAUUUUACAUGACAAGAUAUUUGUGUACAACUUGAAGAAGAUGCAAAUCGGUUGGGUCAACUAUAAUUGUUCGCUGCUCAGUACAACCACAGCGUUUGCUGUCAGUGGGUCUUCAUCAUACUGCAGCAGCUUAAUAGUUAGUAUUUGGGUUGCAGUGGUCAGUACUAGCAUCAUGGCUCGACGACACUUCGAUGGUUAUUAUUGAUUUUGGGGUUGACAAUGUUGGGAAUGCUAACAACAAUGGAGACCACGACAUGUCAAAUUCAGUUUGGGUGCAGCCUUCAGAGCCAUGUAGUCUAGAAAAGGCAGGGCGAAAUGGCUACCUCGUUAUAGUUAGAGUCUAGCAAUAGAAUUCGAAAUGCAGCAGCUUGUUGUUACUCAUGAGAGCGAGUAAAAAGGAUUGUAAGCCAUAUCCAGAGUUGCAGUGAUGCUUUGGCUAUCUUUCUGCCUUACCGUUUCUGUUCAUAUUUAAGCGUGAGAGAACCCAACAAUUCACCGUUUCUUACUCUGUUAUGUACUUGAUGUCAAGGUUGUUAACUUCUUGGGCUGGUACACAGAAGAAAUGUUUUUGAAGCAAUGAAAGCCAGAGGGGCAAAGCUACUUCAGUUGA